CGCGCCCCUCCCCUCGCGCCCCUCCCGCGCCCUACAUCCAACGCCCGGCCGAGGGGGCUCAGUCCGCAGCCGCGCCGCCGCCGCGCCUCGGCCUCGGUGCAGGCAGCGGCCGCCAACGCCGAGACAGCUGCGCGGACGAGCAUCCCCAGGCACAUUGGACGUUAUUGUCAACUGCAUCUAGCCCUGCCGAAGACAUCGUAUUUUUCACACAUCCAGUGUGAGUCGGAAGUCCUUCCAAGAUUUUAAACUUGUCUGAGGAUAAAAUGUCCAGCAGUUCCCCUCAGCUGCCAGAGAUGGAACCUUCGUCUUCAGGUCCCUCGAGCUACAAGGUAGGCACCAUGGCUGAGAAGUUUGACUGCCACUACUGCAGGGACCCUUUGCAGGGGAAGAAGUACGUGCAGAAGGAUGGCCACCACUGCUGCCUGAAGUGCUUUGACAAGUUCUGUGCCAACACCUGUGCAGAAUGCCGCAAGCCCAUUGGUGCGGACUCCAAGGAGGUGCACUAUAAGAACCGAUACUGGCACGACACCUGCUUCCGCUGUGCCAAGUGCCUUCGCUCCUUGGCUAGUGAGACCUUUGUGGCCAAGGACAACAAGAUUUACUGCAACAAGUGCGCCACUCGUGAGGACUCCCCCAAGUGCAAGGGCUGUUUCAAGGCCAUCGUGGCAGGAGAUCAAAACGUGGAGUACAAGGGGACCAUCUGGCACAAGGACUGCUUCACCUGCAGCAACUGCAAGCAAGUCAUCGGGACUGGAAGCUUCUUCCCUAAAGGGGAGGACUUCUACUGCGUGACUUGCCACGAGACCAAGUUUGCGAAGCAUUGCGUGAAGUGCAACAAGGCCAUCACAUCUGGAGGAAUCACUUACCAGGAUCAGCCCUGGCAUGCCGAUUGCUUUGUGUGUGUUACCUGCUCUAAGAAGCUGGCUGGGCAGCGUUUCACCGCUGUGGAGGACCAGUAUUACUGCGUGGAUUGCUACAAGAACUUUGUGGCCAAGAAGUGUGCUGGAUGCAAGAACCCCAUCACUGGGAAAAGGACUGUGUCAAGAGUGAGCCACCCAGUCUCUAAAGCUAGGAAGCCCCCAGUGUGCCACGGGAAACGCUUGCCUCUCACCCUGUUUCCCAGCGCCAACCUCCGGGGCAGGCAUCCGGGUGGAGAGAGGACUUGUCCCUCGUGGGUGGUGGUUCUUUAUAGAAAAAAUCGAAGCUUAGCAGCUCCUCGAGGCCCGGGUUUGGUAAAGGCGCCAGUGUGGUGGCCUAUGAAGGACAAUCCUGGCACGACUACUGCUUCCACUGCAAAAAAUGCUCCGUGAAUCUGGCCAACAAGCGCUUUGUCUUUCACCAGGAGCAAGUGUACUGCCCCGACUGUGCCAAAAAGCUGUAACUUGCCAGGGGCUCCUGUGCUGUAAAAUGGAAGUUGAAUCAUGUUCUUUGUGUCCUUGCACUCUGCCCUACACCAUCAAUAGGGAAAGAGUGGCCUUCCACCUGUUUGAAGUUGCUCCUUCUGUCUUUUCUGCCAUUUUACAGUAGUGUUUCUCCAAUAAAGGCACAUCGUGAUCACACUAGGAUUUAGCAAGAAGCAAACGGUGCAGCAAAGUUCAUUUCGCGCCAGCUGCCAUUAGAAAACACGUUAGCUAGAUUGACUCUUCUGCAUGUUUAUCAUAGAGCAGAACAGUGCUAAUAACCAUUUAGCCGCUUAGUGAUGUAAGCAAGAAGCAUACGCGCUAAAGCCCCUGCGGAGAUGCCUGUCCGGGCUCAGCCGGGCACCCCGGUAGUCAUGCGACCUGACAUGGCAGAGUUGCAGCAGCUGCUCCAACUCACUGCUCACCCUCUGACGGGAGCAGAAAGAGAACUAGCGGAAAUGCAUGGUUUCACUUCCUCAGCAAAACUCUUACCUCCCUUUCUGUUCUUUUGUGCUUUCAGAUGACGAAUAUGAAUUUCCAGAGCAUUUAACAAUUGAACUUAGCUGUAAUUCCCAACUGACCGUUUCCCCCUACACUAACCUUUGAUUGGCCCGCGGGGGCAAUGUUUGCUGAGCGUUCCUACUUUAAAGCCUGGGAUGUGCAGGUGAUUUGGGAGGUGCAGGCAGAUCUGAGAAAACGAGCCUGUUUCAGAGCAGCGCCGUGACGCUGAAUACUUCUGGAAGCUUAAUGAUACUAACCCUGCUGCCCUUUUCAUUUUUUUUAACUAAUUUUUUUUUCGUUUUAAUGGAUAGCAAACUAGAGUAUGGGUUUGAAAAGUUGCAUGAAAAAUAUCUUAGCCCCUUCACGCGCUCCUGCAGCUUUGACAUUCACCCUACAGAAGUAAGCGCCAAGGUGGCGCAGGCGGGGUAGCUGAGCAGGCGCCACAACUGAUGUCAACAUGGAUGUAAUAUGGAUGUGAUGCGUUUGAUUCCCUUGUAACAUAGUAGUUGUCUGCUCUUUGUCCAUGUGUUAAAGAGGACUGCAAAGUCCCUGCUUUUGUGAUUCCUAGGACUUUUCCUCAAGAGCUUAGCUGGAUCUCUGGGGGAGUGGAGAGGCCAGCGUCCUCACAGGCGGAACCGGAUUUCCACCUACCACUUCCCUGAAUGCAGGAACGCCUCCUUACUGUAUUCCACAUUCUAUCUUACAUAGUGUAAUGAGACAAUAUCAGAAAUAAACAUGUAACGACAAUGCAUAUUCACAUUCUCGUAGGAGUGUGUAGAGAAGCUGAUGCCUCAUCGCGCCAUUCUGUCAUUGGCUGUUAUCAUCUAAUGUUUUCCGUGUAUCCUGACAAAUAAAGCAGCAUAUGACUAA
Messenger RNA from Oryctolagus cuniculus (rabbit), 2771 nucleotides. Lineage: Eukaryota; Metazoa; Chordata; Mammalia; Lagomorpha; Leporidae. The record is from RefSeq and is a predicted model, not a curated record.